AUGCCGAUAGCUUAUCAUGACUCAUCUUCAGACUCCGACUAUGGAGGUGCUGGGCGAGUUAGGAAGCAAGGAGAUCCGAAACGCUUUGUUCAGCAUACUAAAAAUCGCACUCGAGUCACCAUUCAAAGUGCACGUGUGGAACAUCAUGCUCGAGACCCAGUCAUCUCACAUACGCGCCGAUCUCAGUAUUCUCGGCAAUUUGACCAACACUCAGGUAUUCCUGACUCAGGCACUCAUCGCCCAGCCUUUAUCCCAGUGUUUCCACGAGAACAGCUCGAAGAGCGGAGAAAAAUACCCCCUGCCCAACCCAUGGCUUCUGGUGUCCAACCCAUGGCUCCCCCUGUCCACAACAUGCCUCCCCCUGUCCAACACAUGCCUCUCCCUGUCAUCCACUCAGCGCCCGCACAGCGGAUAGGAAGACACCAUAGCCUAGGCCCUUUGAAGCCGGCAAGGGAUUAUGAAGAUUUGGACUACGGGGAGAGUGUCAUGCGGCGCGGCGUAGUAGCUCCGAUACAAAUUUUAGAUGAUUUUGAGGGGCCGAAGCGAUACGGGGAAAGUGAUUCAGAGCCAGGCUCUGAGUAUAGUUUACCUGUUAGACUUCACUUUGGUCACAAUGACAUUCCCUCUCCACCGACAUCAGUACCCGCACCACAGCUUGGCUUUUCGGGACAGGCAUCUCUGGGUAAAAGCUCAUACUACCAGACGGUCAUCAGCCAAGUCCUCCAUUCUAGAUAUGCUGAAAACGGUAUAGAGGAAGAGUCUUGGGGAGAACUGACAAUCCAACCAAUAGACCAUCGAUACCCAGCAAACUCAUCUGUGGAUCUGUUUAGAUGGGUCCACCUUCACAACGAAGUGAUGCACUUCGGCUCUUUCUUAGACACUGUCUCAGCAUAUCUAGAAGAUGCCGGGAAGGAUAAAAACGACACCAAGAUGAUGCUAGAGAGAGUACGAAGACAAGCAGAGAAGCCCCUUUCUCAUCUCAGUGGGAAAUAUCUUGAUCCGGUGCUGAUACAAGAUACAUUUUUUCCGAAAAAUGGUCCAAGCGGAAAGUCCAGUCAUAACAUUCUUUUCCUCUGCUUGCCGUUCUUUUCACUAGAAGUGUAUUCGCCUAGCGUACUUCCAGAAAAGUCCUUUGCUCAUCCACUCAGAUCCCUCUUACAGAGUCCUUAUUCCUCAAUAGCAAAAGGGCGUGAUUUGAAACAAGCAGUCUACCUGAUCUUCACGUGCGCUCGACAUCCUACAUCCGUUCUGUUAGGGAAUAGGCUGAAGAUGACAAAGUUGCCUCUUGCGUCUCCGAAUCAUCAAAAUGUGAUACAGGUUUCAGAUGAUGCCGGAACGGUCUGGUUGUUGGAUCCGUCUGAAUGUAAGAUGUGGUUUGCAUUUACUUCUGCCUUCGAAGAAUUGAGCUCAGAAUUCGAAACCGAAUAUGACAUACUGCUCCAUGGAACAAGGAUUGAAAGUAGGGACUGGCCCAGGGUUCUGAGAGAAGCUGAAGGGGGCAUUGUACGGCUGGUGAUUCGCCAAAAACGCCGCUCAUAUCGCAAUGAUACUCUCACUUCGACUUCCAGUAAAGACGGAGUUCUCAAUGACUCAUCUGACAAAAAUGCAGGCGGCAACAACGAGGAUGCUAAUGUACUGAUGACAUCAGGCAGUGAUUCCGGAUCUAGGUGUAAACCCCCAGUUGGCUCACAUUCUAGUGGAUCAGAUCUCCGAAGCCCUGUGACACAACAUCUACGUUGUAUUGUACUUGACAAAGAGAUUUUUACCAACUCGAGAGGGUUAUACUUAGACAGACCUGAUGGCUGGUUUUUUGAGUUCGAUUAUACUGAUGGGCAAUUGGUGGAUGCUGUAGAGAGCAUCUGGGAGCUUACAGAACCGCCUUUAUGGCAGCGGAUUAUAGAUACUCCUCAUUUUGUCAGGGAUUUUGAAAUUGUUGACCAAGAAGGACACAGAGGAGUCAUGUUUCAGCUGGACUCCAAAGCCGAUGCCGACCAAGAGAUUGUUCUUACAGGUGCACAGGUCACCGAAACACUCCGGAUUGGAAGGCGCUGUUGGUGUGACAGUUUCAUCAGACCAACUACUUCAGUCAUCUACUUCCGGAGAAAUACCCCUGCGGGGCCAUUAUAUGAGCAGGAAUUUGACUUUCGUGAUACUGGUCUCGACAAGCAGCCAUUGAACAUGGUCUACUACCCAGUCUAUUUGUCUGGUGCUACAACGUGUGAACUCAAGAAGGAAGCUGCUGUAUGGGUCGAUCCUGCAACGCGAAAAGUCACAGCUCACAUGGAAAAUCAUCGAAAGUCUGCCAAGCUCAAGGCGUCUCGCAAACGAAAUUGCCACGUCGAUCACAACGUAAAAGACUCAAGCAUUGACAUAACCACAGGACGGGCCUUUGGUGAAGCUGUUCGAAGUGUUCUCGCGGGAAAGAAAAUUGGGAAGAAAGCACGCAGAGGCACAUUCAGGCAGAUUGACCCAACAAAAACAGGGGUUCAAGAAACAGGUGUUGCCAAAGCAGCCAAUUAUCAUGCAAGUCGAGUGCAUGGCGAUCAAGCAUCCGAUGAGCUGUGCUCUCCAAGAACACCGGAGUCAAAACCCUGUCCAUUGUUAUCCGAAGGACGUAGAGCGAAAACAAUCAGAACGCAAUCUCAAUCCUUCAUAUUGCUUCCGUGGCUAGCGGGCGUAACGAACCACCAAGAUAUUCGGGCGGGGUCUGCUGAUAAAGGUGGUCAGACCGCAGUAGAAACAAUUGAUGCUGGGAAAGCAUACUCAGAUUCAGAUCACCUGGUCAACGUCAACAGACUCGAUGAGAUUCUGGCCGAUACGGACGAGUUCUUAAUGAAAAAGGCAAAAAAUGACGAACGUAAACUUUAUGGUCGGUGCCCAACGGCUGACCUGAAGUCUUUGGACGAUUCUAUUUGGGAAGCCAGGAUUAAAAGUCGCAAUCAGUCCCUGGAUGGACUUCGAGAUUGCAUCAAAUUUGUGCAAAAGACUAAGAAAUUGCUACGAUUUUUCGUUGACAUAGACUGCGGUGCUUGCAGUGUACAAAAAUGUCUCGGGGGUCUUCAACUUAUUGUUGAAGUUUGCGGGCCGAAUCAUUUAUUCAGCAGCCAGCUGCUCUCAUCUUUCCUUGGCCUUGAGAAGACUGUCAAGAAAUUACGUGACAGACUUACUGGUGAGAAUGGUCCCUUGGACUUGCCUGCGAAUAUCCGUCAAGUCUCGGCGCAAGAUUUUCUGCGCGCAUGGGUCAAUUUCAUCAUGGCCGUCGUCCACAUAGCAGACAUAGCAAACUGUCACAGGUCAGACGGUCGAGGCAUUAUUGUUGCGGAUUCAGGUGUACAGAUAUUGAGAAGCAGGUCCCUUUUGGAAGCUGGAUUACUAUCAAUGCGUCAAAGCAUGCAUUCAAGCGUUCUGGCCGAGAAAGUGGCAGUCAUGCCUCUCGGAAUGAUCUCGCUCAUCGUCGCUCGGGUGUUGACGGACUUGACUGACGACCGUCCUGACAUUCUUUCAACAUAUUCGACUUACCUGGAGCGACUUGAACUGGACAUUCACUCGGACCCCCUGAACCGAGCACACCAGGAGAAGAUAAGUCAUCUUACCCAAGAAAUAAGAGCUAUUAUUGCUGUUCUUAACGAUCAACUAAAUGUGCUGAACGGUAUCGAUUGUAGCAUGCAACAAGACCUAAAUCCAAACGCAGAAUCAGUUACCCGGCGCAAACGAAGCCAGCAAGCACCUCAGUCAGCAAACAUACGCAUGAUCGAAUCCAACAAAGAUCGACAAGAGUCCGCGAUCCUCGCAUUCACAAUCGUCACGAUCAUCUUUCUUCCCCUAUCAUUCGUGGCUUCCUUCUUCGGCAUGAACACAGCCGACGUACGAGACAUGACUCAGUCUCAAUGGGUAUACUGGGCCGCUGCUGUCCCAGUUACUGCCCUCGUUAUUGGCCUCACACUCCUCUGGGCUGGAGAGGUUAAUCUGGCACGUUCUGCUUUUCGUCGACUGUUAGAGAAAGUGAAGAGUUUCUUUGGCGGUCGAGCCUCCUUCGCAUGA
Messenger RNA from Endocarpon pusillum Z07020, 4041 nucleotides. RefSeq lists its product as uncharacterized. The transcript is spliced from 7 exons. Gene Ontology annotation, biological process: transmembrane transport; metal ion transport. The record is from RefSeq and is a predicted model, not a curated record. Lineage: Eukaryota; Fungi; Ascomycota; Eurotiomycetes; Verrucariales; Verrucariaceae. Gene Ontology annotation, cellular component: membrane. Gene Ontology annotation, molecular function: metal ion transmembrane transporter activity. The coding region runs from base 1 to 4041 and encodes 1346 amino acids.